Messenger RNA from Notolabrus celidotus (New Zealand spotty), 1146 nucleotides. RefSeq names its product immediate early response gene 2 protein-like. Bases 111 to 692 code for a protein of 193 amino acids. NCBI's taxonomy places the organism in Eukaryota, Metazoa, Chordata, Actinopteri, Labriformes, Labridae. The transcript has a single exon. The record is from RefSeq and is a predicted model, not a curated record.
AUAAGUACCCGUCCUGCAGCCUGUUCGGUUUGUGUCUAUGUGAGAAGUCAGAGGGGUUAGGUCUAAAUCCACAACCCACAGCCUUUUUUCCGGACUCAUUCUGAACCAACAUGGAGGUCAGCGCGGAGGCCAAGAGGGUCAUGGUCGUGGCUUUGGGGAAACUGUACAGCUCGCGCACCCAGAGGGGGGGUCUCCGUCUCCACCGGAGCCUCCUCCUCACCAUGGUCAUGAAAUCUGCCCGGGACAUUUACCACGCGGCGCAGGCGGCAGAGGAGAGCCUCCUCCCGGGCUGUGAGCAGAUCCACUACAUGGAGGGGGGGACCCCAGACUCUGCAGACCCUGCAGACCCUGCUGCUCAGCCUGAAGCCCAGGGUCCUGUCCCCGGGGAAGAGACCGGAGGAGAACGCACGGAGCUGCGCCAUGACGCACACACGGAGCUGCGCCAUGACGCACGCAUGCGCACCGCUGACAACAAGGAGAACCAGUCUCCAGCUGUGGGUCAGUCCCAACACUCCAGGAAGAGAAGGGGCAAAGCAGCUGUGGAGCCGGACUUCCUGCCCUGCAAGAAGGCCAAACUGGAACAGGGACUCUGUCCUCAGCCUUUACUCGUGAGCUCCGUUCUGAACUGCAGCAGUGAACUGGGUUCACCACAGACCCCCAUGCCUCUGCUCAGAGUCAUUGCAGUGUGUUGAAACCCUGUGCAGGUCAUGGGAAUAAAAUGUUUCCACAUGGGAGUGUGGGCGAGCCUGAACCAGGACGCUGGAAGGAACCCGGAUCCGGGGGCCCAUAAAACCUAAACAUGGCUCUCACCAAGCCGGGGCAUGUUUGAGGAAGGAGCCGGGCCGGGUGCAGAGCUCUCCCUGACUUUUGGCCUAGAUGUUGGACACUGUUCCUCACAGAGAGCAGAGCAGCGGGUCAAAGGUGGACCUGAAGGACUGGACUUGUCCGGAGGAGGCCUUAAACUGCCUUAAUGAACCUUUUCACCAAAACCUGUUCAGAGAGCAGGACCCUCUGAUCCACAUGAACCUCUGAUCCACAUGAACAUCUGAUCCACAUGUUGAAGCUUUGUGUCCAGAGUGAUGACUGAAGUGUAAACCUUUCAAUGAUUCAACUACCUCAGUAUUUAUUAAACAUGAUUUGACUCAA